Aspergillus glaucus CBS 516.65 is the source of this 2309-nucleotide messenger RNA. RefSeq names its product putative C6 transcription factor RosA-like. The record is from RefSeq and is a predicted model, not a curated record. Bases 289 to 1962 code for a protein of 557 amino acids. Lineage: Eukaryota; Fungi; Ascomycota; Eurotiomycetes; Eurotiales; Aspergillaceae. Gene Ontology annotation, biological process: regulation of transcription by RNA polymerase II. The transcript is spliced from 4 exons. Gene Ontology annotation, molecular function: zinc ion binding; DNA-binding transcription factor activity, RNA polymerase II-specific.
UUUUCUCUUUUUUUUUUUUUUUUUUUCUCUCUUCAUAAUUUACUUAUCUUCCCUGCUUCCUUUGUCUAAGAAGUAUACUAUCUUCGACAGGUCGUGUUACUCCACGUGCUUCCCUCGUCUAGGGUCUCCGUCGCACUGGUACCGGUGCAUCCUGGCGUCUUCACUUUAUAUACUUCUCCUAUAUACCUAUACCAUCGUCCUCUGAAGUGAAUUGCUCCAACAUCCUUACGUCUCUAUCUAUACAUCUAUCGAUACACAGAUAACCUCUCGUCUGAAACCAACUUCAAAAUGGUCGGUCCCCGUGGUGGUCCAUCUCGCAAGAGCCACACCAAGUCUCGUAACGGCUGUAAAACUUGCAAAAAACGACAUAUUAGAUGCGACGAGAGCUUUCCGCAAUGUCGCAAUUGUACCAAGCACAACUGUCGCUGCGACUACAUGGACUCGUCCGCUGCCAAAGACACUGCCUCCAACCCGCGCAAGGCCCCUGACCUCCUCAUGUCGCCGGAGAUCGAGAGUGAAAUCGAGAACUGGCACGUUACCGGCGUGCCUCCUUUCCCGGAACUGCUCCACUGCCCCCAAAAUGGAUGGCAUGGGCUGUCGCGAACGGAUUUGCGGUUGAUUCAUCACAUUACGGGUCUUUCGAUCGAUCUUCACCGUCGCGGAUUCAGUAACUGCACGACCUGGGCGCGGUUGAUGCCCAACUUCCUUGUAGUUGCGUUGUUGAACGAUUAUGUGAUGAGUUCUAUUCUAGCCCUAUCAGCGGCCCAUCUUGCCUGGAUUACCCGAAACAAAGAUACCAAGUAUCUCGCGCACCGUCACCGAGGGGCCGCGAUCAAGGGACUACACAAGGCUAUUGGUACAUUCUCGAAUGACAACAGUGAGCCAAUCCUGGCAGCCUCGACUUUGCUGUCGUGGCAGACAACGGAAUGGCAGAGUUGGGCAUCUUUGCAGAAGGGAAUCACUACAGUCUUGGCCACAAUGCAUCCAGCCUGGAAGCAAAAGUCAGAGAUAGCCCAGUUCUUGGAGACCCAGAGAUACCUAGGAUGCACCAACUCUCCGGCCAUGACCGGAUUCCAAUUUCAGGAGAAGAACCUGGUCCGCGUCGACCAGACCAUCACGGCCCUCGAGAAUGUACAAGAACAAGUUGCGCAUAGCCACCAGGAGCACUACUGUCGAAUUGGGGAGCUAUUGGAGUUCCUGCGCCACUUCCGUAAGGAUCUUCCCAAACAAACUCCUCAGGAAGCCUUUGAACGCGUUCAGCCCUUACGACGAUGGCUGUUCUGGUUGCCUCCUGCCAUGCUCCGGGGCGGAGAAACCGAUAUCAGCGCGCUCGCCAUUCUUUCCCAUUUCUUCGCUACUGCAGUCACCUUGGAUGCGGUCUUCCCUAAUUUGGGUGGCGCAUAUUUGGGUCCUCUCUCAAUGGGGCCCAUUGAGGACAUCUAUCGGAUUAUUGCUGCCCGUAACGCGACAGAUCCAUUUAACCCGGAACUACAACUGGCCCUCACCUUGAUGGACCUCCCGCAGCAAGCAGUCGCCCAAUACAAGAACCGCUUGUAUUUGUCACCGCGAUCUUCCAUCGAUUAUACCUCCCCACCACCCCUCAGUCCUUAUGCCCCGGUUCAAGACUUCCGGGCAGGUUCUUCCUCUUCUCCAUCCACCUCACCUUCAUACACGCCGUACACUCCUCCUCUUCACUCUCCCCCGGAAGUGGGCGUUGCAACCUCUCCAUUCGAGUUUGUCGAUUGCAUGACAGCGCCGACACAAGCAUUAUACCCACCGUCGCCGGGCUUACUCUCGGAUUCCUGCGAGGGCGUGUCUGAUUUCUCAUCAGCCUACCCCGAUGACGUCCUCUGCAACGGUGGUCUCUCUCGAACAAACGACACUCUGGGAAUGAUUUUUGGAUAUUGUCCUCCACCAGAGACUAAUCGGGACUUGCUUGCGCCCGAGUCCAACUGGGCAUGAAGCGCAGUUCAUACUUCUCUUUCCGACAUUAUGCUUACGAGCAAUGCUUCACUUCUGAUACCCUUUCUAUUAUUCACCAUAUUGAUUUGACUAUAUAUGAUUUAUUUAUCUGCUUGAGUGACUGGUGUUAAUUUUGCAUGCAACUAACUGGGACGGAUUUGUGCUUAUUCUUGUUUGGAUAUGAUACCAUGGGGUCAAUUAACGAGGAAACAUACUACUUAUUCUGCUAUAGGCGCAUUGGAAUGACGAACAUACUCUAUUCUAUAAUUUUUACUAUAUUGAUCCAGCCUUAAUGGAUUGACUUUUUCAUCUUGAGGCGCUGUACCAGGACCAUAAGCUAAGCUUCU